Molecule: messenger RNA, 1127 nt
Organism: Octodon degus (degu)
Lineage: Eukaryota; Metazoa; Chordata; Mammalia; Rodentia; Octodontidae
Gene: Caps
Product: calcyphosine
Exons: 5
Coding region: 120-689 (189 amino acids)
Cellular component (GO): vesicle
Molecular function (GO): calcium ion binding
Source: RefSeq, a predicted model, not a curated record
CAGUCUCCAGAGCCACCUCCCUAGGCAACCAUCUUGACAACAAAACGCAAAGCUUACGUGGGGCAGAGCUGGCAGGACCAGGUAACAGACUUAGGCCAGCUACCCUGAGCUGGCCCAGCAUGGCCACUGUGGAGGCCACCAUGGAGAAGCUGCGGGCACAGUGUCUGGCCCGAGGACCUUCAGGCAUUCAGGGCCUGGCCAGGUUCUUCCGUCAUCUGGACCAGGAUGGGAGCAGCUCCCUAGAUGCGGCGGAGCUGCAACGAGGCCUAGCUGAGCUAGGGCUGGCACUGGAGCCAGUGGAGGCAGAGGCUGUAUGCAGGCUCUGGGACCGUGAUGGCAGUGGGACACUGGACCUGGAGGAGUUUUUACGGGCAUUGCGGCCCCCCAUGUCUCAGGCCCGGCAGGCCAUCAUUGCAGCUGCCUUUGCCAAGCUGGACCGCAGUGGAGAUGGUGUGGUGACUGUGGAUGACCUCCGUGGAGUGUACAGUGGCCGCAGCCACCCCAAGGUGCGCAGCGGGGAGUGGACAGAGGAGGAAGUGCUACGCCGCUUCCUCGACAACUUUGAUGCCCAUGACAAGGACGGGCAGGUCACCCUGGCAGAAUUCCAGGACUACUACUGUGGGCUCAGCGCCUCCGUGGACACAGAUGAAGAGUUCGUGGCCAUGGUGACCAGAGCCUGGCAACUCUGAGCAGCAUCCCCAGGAGCCCCCCAGCCCACUCACCUGGCUGGGUGGCACCAGGCGAAGCCCAGAGGGAACACUGUGUGGAGCUGGGCAGUGGGCAGCAGGGCUGAAGAACCAGCUGGGUGGGUCUGCGGCUGAGCCACCAGCAAAUGUGGGACAGGCUCAGGGACCCAGGGACAGUAAACUGCCCUCCUUUCCCAGCUACCUCUUCCUCAGGAGGUCAGGUGGGUGGGCACGUCUGGGCAGAGGAGAUCCACUGGGACACCUGGCCAGGUGCGGUGCUCAUGGGGGUAUGCCCUAGCCCUGGAGGUGUAGAUGGCCCUGGGCAGUCUUGGUUUCCUCAGGCCCCUGGGGCAUGCAGGAGGCCAGGGUUUUAGUUAAAAGUUUUAAUGUAGUUCCCAAAUACAUUUCAUAUGACAAUCUUACAUAAAUGUUCCAAAACAC